GAGAGACCAUGCGGGAAGUUGCAUCGAACUUUAACAAAGCGCUGUUGGAUGCCCAUCACCGAGAACAUGCUCAACUCUGUGAUCGCCCUCCAUGAUAGGAACCCGACUCCUUUCUUCUACCCUGCAAAUCCCGGAGAAAUAUUAAACAACAAAUAUGAACUGAUUACAAAAGUUGGAUGGGGGUCGUCAUCUACCGUCUGGUUUGCGCGCGAGGUCAAUCGGGGCAUCUGGUCGGGGCCUGGAGAGACAUGUGGCAUUGGCAGUAGAGCCCAAAGGUGCAAAAUGCCAACGGCAAACUGUGCAGUAACGCCAUGGAGUUCUACGGAGGGCCAUUCUUGACCGAUGAUGGUAGGAUUUGUUUCGACACCGUAUCUGGCUUAAUG
Sodiomyces alkalinus F11 is the source of this 383-nucleotide messenger RNA. RefSeq lists its product as hypothetical. NCBI's taxonomy places the organism in Eukaryota, Fungi, Ascomycota, Sordariomycetes, Glomerellales, Plectosphaerellaceae. The record is from RefSeq and is a predicted model, not a curated record. Bases 49 to 339 code for a protein of 96 amino acids. The transcript has 3 exons.